Messenger RNA from Alosa alosa (allis shad), 2648 nucleotides. It is a transcript of the gene pot1, whose product is annotated as protection of telomeres 1 homolog. The transcript is spliced from 20 exons. Gene Ontology annotation, biological process: regulation of telomere maintenance via telomerase; telomere capping. NCBI's taxonomy places the organism in Eukaryota, Metazoa, Chordata, Actinopteri, Clupeiformes, Clupeidae. The coding region runs from base 163 to 2487 and encodes 774 amino acids. The record is from RefSeq and is a predicted model, not a curated record. Gene Ontology annotation, cellular component: nuclear telomere cap complex; chromosome, telomeric region. Gene Ontology annotation, molecular function: G-rich strand telomeric DNA binding; telomerase inhibitor activity.
AGGAACAGAUGCUUCGAAACUCGCCGGGAAAUGAGCAGCUUGGAUAGUACCAAAAAGUCCUCCAAGGCAGUUUUUCAGGCUACUUAAUACAAUUGAUAGAAUUGUCUCAUCGAUAUUUGGCACUUAUUAUCUUGCACUUGGUUUAAAAUUCAGAUUGAAAUCAUGCCGGUUUACACGGACCAAGAUCCAUUGAACAUGGAAAAAUGGUUACCGAAGACUCGGCAAAGCAUCCCCCUACACACUUUAACAGAGCAGUCUGAGUGUGCUGGAAAAUAUGUGAAGGGCAAAGUGGUUUUUAAGGGUCCUUUGUUACAUAUAGGAAAUCAUUUAAAAUACCUGCUAAAGUCAGUUAUUCAAGAAGAUGUCCCCAAACAGAGCCAAGCAUCAAAUAACAUAUCCAUCAAUGUCGUGUUGUUUGGAGGGCUGGCCAAGGACUUCUCACAUGCUGUCAAUCAAGGGGACACUGUUGUGUUGUCGGGCUUUACAGUGAGUCCUUCUCCCACCUUUAUGAAAGACCAACUGCAUCAUUGUAACCUUCAUUUAGAUGGCACAGAGGCUAAUGUUCAUGUUUGUGCAGCUACAGCGCCCACAGUGGGAACAUCUGGAGCCAGUGCUACUGUCCUAAGUGCUCCUGCUAAGUAUGUGUAUGUUCCACUGAAUACACUGAAACAUGGAUCCCAGGUGAAUGUCUAUGGAGUUGUGACCUUUUUUAAGUUGCCCUUUCCCACCAAAGGAACAGAUUACUGUUCAACUUUGAAGCUCACAGACCCGUCGGGGGCUACAGUCAGCUGCACUAUCUUUUGUGAAAACCAAGAGAACCAUCCUAAAAUAUUCAAGGCAGGCGAUGUCAUCCGGCUGCACAGAGUAAAGGCUCAGAUGUUUGGUGGCUCAAUGACUCUGGUCACCUGCUGGGGCUGGUCUGCGCUCACCUUUGACGGUACAGUCGGCAGCCCUGUGGUGCCGAGGACAGACAAGUCGUUCCACUUUAGCGAAGAGGACCGACACAGGGUGAUGGAGCUGCGCAAGUGGGCAGCCCACGAGUUGUCCGUCCUGCGGGAGCCCACCGUGCCUCUCUCUGCUGUGGUGCCCAGGCAGUACUUUGACUUCACCUGCCAGCUGCUGGCCAAAGCUUGCCUGGACAGUGCCUGCACUCUCCUCAAGGUAUGGGAUGGCACCCGAUGCAGAUACCCUUUUCCGACUAUACCAGUGGAGCCAGGGACCUUGGAGGGAGAGAUUCCUGCUGGGACAAACACACAGAACCUCAUCGCCGACGUGCUGGUUUACGACAACCAUGUGGAGGUUGCUCAGGCCCUGAAGCCUGGCAUGUUUCUGUGCAUCUACAACCUGCACGCAGUGCCACAGAUGGUGGCUGGAGAGGCCUGUACAGUCCAAGAGGUUCUGAGCUUCCACCUGCAUGGGGGCACGUCCUACGGCAGGGGGCUUUGUGCCCUGCCUACCAGCAGCCCAGACGUCUCCAAGCUCCAGAGAGCGCUGCAGUCGUGUGCUGAGCAGAUGGAGGGGGACAUGGACAGCUCUUGGGAUGACCUGACCUGGUGUACAGCAUCACAGCUCAGCAAUGGAGUCAUUGGGGAAUGUCCAACAGUGCGGAAAUGCACACAUACUCUGCAAAAGGUGUCUUUGGCUCAUGUGAAGAGCUCAUCCCCUCCAGAGAUGUUCCAUGUUAAAGCCCAGGUCAAGUCCUAUCAGCCGAAGAGACUAUACCAGUGUCUGAAACUGUUCUGUUCUCAGUGUAAAACCAUUGAGGAGAUUCCAGACCCUGAGACUCUGAGGGCAAGGUUUGGACAGGCUGUGAGGGACACCAGGCCCUGCCGGGCAGCCUGGGCUGAUAGUCUGACCACAGACACUGAAGAUCCCAGCCGGCAGAUCACUCUGCAUGUGUCCUCUAAGAGCCCAGCAGACAGUGACCCGAAGCUUAUCUUUGUUCAGGGUGCCAGCUUUGACGACAUAUGCCAUCUCUCGUCUGAUGAGGAAUUCAUGAUUCCUGUAAAGUCAUCGAGGGGCAAGCUGGCCUUCCUUGACAGCAUGGUCCCUUUCCUGUUCAGAGGGAAAAGGCAGUUUUACGGCUGCAGACAGUGUUCAGUCCGAAAAUUUGUGAAGUCUGUUGAAGGCCUAGAGGAGGGGAAUGAGAAGAGCAUUUCUGAAGCCCUGGGGCUCCAGCUAAUGGAGUAUGUAUUGGUGAUGAAGUUUGAGUUGGAUGAUGGCACGGCCACACUGGAGGCCUUGCUGUUGGAGGACUCAAAGGACAACUUCUUCCAUGUUUCUGCUGAUGACCUGUCCCACAGUCAGGAGGCACAGGAGAAGAUGCAGAAGAUCAUGGACUCUUUACACCCACCAGACGGCAGCACACUGCAGUGUCCUUGGUUGGAACUUUGCCUGAGUUUAUAUGCUGUGGGUGAAAAUGGCAAAAGCGAAGUCCACUGCCAGAUUGUCAACACCCAGAUCAAGGAAAGUCCUGUAGACCGAUAGCAAGCAUGUUUUGAAUACUGUGUUUUGUAUAAUAUGUUUAAGUUAAGUUCAAGACAUCUUGACAUUAAGUUAAAUAAUGUUAAUGUUGGUGCUGUAAUGCUGUGUUAAUAUUGCUGUUAAAAAAACAGCUUUUUGUGCUGUUGUUGGAAUUAUUGUUAAAU